Messenger RNA from Mesorhabditis spiculigera, 987 nucleotides. The record is from the annotation of a GenBank genome assembly. NCBI's taxonomy places the organism in Eukaryota, Metazoa, Nematoda, Chromadorea, Rhabditida, Rhabditidae.
AUGUUCAACGUGCAGAGCCUGGCGAGCUCGACCCCGACCCCGGUUGCUUCAUCCACCGCGGCGGUGCUCGAGCCAAAGGAGACGAGCACAACCGAACUGUUCAAAUGGGACACGCCGCCCGCCUCGUCCGACGACCCGCUUCGCGCCAAGCACACGCUGAUGCGAAACAGGAGCUCGUGGACCGAUCAUUUGCCGUUGUUGACUGGCUACCCCUCGACGACGCAUUUCUCCCUGGAUGGCCAGCCAACCGGCACCUACCUCCCCUACGAUGCCGGCUACUUUACGCCCGGAACGCGUGAGUUCAUAGGAUUCCCUUCCUCAUCGCAGAUGUACACGCUGCCCCCUGCGGACCCGUUCACGCAACCAACAAGCCUCACAGUAACCCAGAGCCCCGAUGUGAAGAUUACGGUGGAUUCGGUGGCCGGGGAUAGCAAAGCUGGCCUGAAACUCGACUGCGACUCUGAGAUUGCUGAGGAGAUUGAGACCGACUCCCCCGGGCCAGAUGGCAAAAAGGGGAAGCGGAAACGCCGCGUGCUCUUUACUAAAGCCCAGACAUACGAGCUGGAGAGGCGGUUUCGGGUUCAAAGGUAUCUUAAUUCGGCCGAACGUGAAGAGCUGGCAAUGACGAUUGGUCUAACGCCGAAUCAGAUCAAGAUCUGGUUCCAGAAUCAUCGCUACAGGCUGAAGACAGAUAUUUCGUACAAAACCAAGAAGACCCUCUCGGAUAAGCCUCUUAACCAAGCUCUCCUCCACCAGUCGAUGCAAAACCAAGCCGCAUUUACGACAAGGAGAUUACAGCAAAUGGUCGUCAAAGACGGAAAGCCGUAUCCUCAGGAGCUGAACCCGUAUCACGCCGCCGCAGCCGCCGUAGCGUUUUCCGGGGGUUCGUAUUUGCCGCAAGCUUCGUAUCUACAGCCCCCGGGCACUUACCUACCUCCACCAGGAAAUACCAACGCAUAUACCAUGCAUCAGGGAUGGGGAUGGGGG